Molecule: messenger RNA, 8078 nt
Organism: Mercenaria mercenaria
Lineage: Eukaryota; Metazoa; Mollusca; Bivalvia; Venerida; Veneridae
Product: 5-hydroxytryptamine receptor 1A-like
Exons: 2
Coding region: 47-1279 (410 amino acids)
Biological process (GO): neuropeptide signaling pathway
Cellular component (GO): membrane
Molecular function (GO): neuropeptide receptor activity
Source: RefSeq, a predicted model, not a curated record
CAUACCUGGUUCGUUUUAUGUUCCAUGUCCCCAUAGCGUUAUCAAGAUGCAAGAUUCCAACAAGAGUGGCGAUGACAUACUUUACCGGACACAGCACCAAAAGUUCAUGCGCCUACUUCCAGUUAUUGUGUGUAUUGCAAUUCUGGGCGCUGUUGGUAUCAUCGGCAAUAUUUUGGCGAUGAUAUUUUACACAACAAAGUCAAAACGAACCACGACUGUCAACUUGAUAAUAAUCCUUUCAAUAGUAGACUUUAUGGUGUGUUUACUGGUUAUUCCAAAUCUUGUUCUGGUAGUUUUAAACGUGGGAAACAACCAAACGUUUCUUUGCAAGGUGACAUUUUUUCUAAAUCAUUGGACCAUUGCAAGUUCAAUUAUUUUGUUAUGGGUCAUAUCAAUAGACAGGCAUAGAAGAAUCUGUAAACCUUUUGCUAAACAGAUCACAAUCCAUGCAGUCAAAUAUAUAGUUGCCGGUAUUAUCACAUUUUCAUUUGCACUUGGAAUUAGAAAUUUGAUCAUUUAUGACACAGUUGCUAUCGAAAUUUCAACAUCAAGUAUUAACAGGACUACAACUGGAUAUUGCUGUACAGUUACGGACGAUCCAGACUUAAAUAUUAUUGUUUAUUCUUUGAAUUCACUGGAUGUUCUUAUCAUCUUAGUAAUUUGGGUUACCAUCAUUGUGACAUAUUCGAAUGCAAUUUUUAUCUUGAUGAAGCAGAGACAUAGAAUGAAGCGGGAAUCGCCAAAAGUGCAACACAACAUCAAACGCAAACAGAGCAUAACGGAAACGAGCUCCGUCACAUGUGAUACCGAUGGUGGUAGAGACUGGAAUAUUUCAGAAGACCUUGAUGUAUCAAGAGGGGUGGAUAAGGAAAGUUCAUAUAGAGAUAAUAAUGAUAAAGCACAAGCGUCUCAGGAGGGAAGUCAUCGGCCUCCUGUGCUUACUCUCAAUCCGAGAGUGCUCACUGUCUGCAAUUUUUCAAAGCGAAAUGCAAAUGACAUAAUAAAGUCUGAUGUCAAACUCGUCGCGGUCAAAAGUGUCAUAGAAAGGAAUCUUACCAUUAUGAUGUUUGCGGCAUCAAUGGUUUUCAUUCUGUGUUUUGCACCUUACUUUGUGAUAAGAGUUAUCAUGAGGGUUUAUCUUGGUAUUGGGAUAGAUUUUGAAAUGAAAACAGGAAGCCAGUUUGCAUUACUAUUGCCAAUUCUAAACAGUGUCUUCAAUCCGGUCAUUUACUGUGUUUUCAAUCCCGACUUUAGGAAGUUCUUAAAAUGUGGAUUUUGACGGUUUUGACAAAAAUAAAUGCAAAGGCUAGUAUGAUCCACGUAAAAAUUAUAAAAUGCAGUUAUAGUUUUAAAUACUAAAUUACUAAAAUUUCAUUUUCCUGGAAUAUAUUUCGAAACUAUGAUCAUUGUGAAAAAUUGUCUAAAUAUUGAUCUUUGGUAAGGGAGGAUCUUGAUUAGAUGAUAUGUCAAAUUAUCACUUAUAGCGAAAAUGGACUCAUUUAGCGUGUUUCAAUGAGGACUACAACUGGAUAUUGCUGUACAGUUACGGACGAUCCAGACUUAAAUAUUAUUGUUUAUUCUUUGAAUUCACUGGAUGUUCUUAUCAUCUUAGUAAUUUGGGUUACCAUCAUCGUGACAUAUUCGAAUGCAAUUUUUAUCUUGAUGAAGCAGAGACAUAAAAUGAAGCGGGAAUCGCCAAAAGUGCAACACAACAUCAAACGCAAACAGAGCAUAACGGAAACGAGCUCCGUCACAUGUGAUACCGAUGGUGGUAGAGACUGGAAUAUUUCAGAAGACCUUGAUGUAUCAAGAGGGGUGGAUAAGGAAAGUUCAUAUAGAGAUAAUAAUGAUAAAGCACAAGCGUCUCAGGAGGGAAGUCAUCGGCCUCCUGUGCUUACUCUCAAUCCGAGAGUGCUCACUGUCUGCAAUUUUUCAAAGCGAAAUGCAAAUGACAUAAUAAAGUCUGAUGUCAAACUCGUCGCGGUCAAAAGUGUCAUAGAAAGGAAUCUUACCAUUAUGAUGUUUGCGGCAUCAAUGGUUUUCAUUCUGUGUUUCGCACCUUACUUUAUGAUAAGAGUUAUCAUGAGGGUUUAUCUUGGUAUUGGGAUAGAUUUCGAAAUGAAAACAGGAAGCCAGUUUGCAUUACUAUUGCCAAUUCUAAACAGUGUCUUCAAUCCGGUCUUUUACUGUGUUUUCAAUCCCGACUUUAGGAAGUUCUUAAAAUGUGGAUUUUGACGGUUUUGACAAAAAUAAAUGCAAAGGCUAGUUUGAUCCACGUAAAAAUUAUAAAAUGCAGUUAUAGUUUUAAAUACUAAACUACUAAAAUUUCAUUCUCCUGGAAUAUAUUUCGAAACUAUGAUCAUUGUGAAAAAUUGUCUAAAUAUUGAUCUUUGGUAAGGGAGGAUCUUGAUUAGAUGAUAUGUCAAAUUAUUACUUAUAGCGAAAAUGGACUCAUUUAGCGUGUUUCAAUGAGACACUCAAGAGCAUUUCAGAAAUUUCCAGUGCUGAACGGAGAUUUGAUCUCCGGACCUCUGGAUUAACAGUCAAGCGUGUCACCAAGAGACCAUCUCCAUUAAAAAAAAUUAUAUACCUUGUCGCAAAAGUCUUAGAAUUUUGUUUCAAAACUAAAGCUAAAUUUCGAUAAUAAGGUUUUGUUUUGUUUUGUUGGAUUUAACGUCGCAUCGACACAUGAUAGGUCAUAUGGCGACUUUCCAGCUUUUAGUGGUGGAGGAAGACCCUCCGUGCAUUAUUUCAUCACGAGCGGGCACCUGGGUAGAACCACCGACCUUCCGUAAGCCAGCUGGAUGGCUUCCUCACAUGAAGAAGCCAACGCCCCGAGUGAGGCUCGAACAUCGAUGAGGGGCAAGUGAUUUGAAGUUAGCGACCUUAACCACUCGGCCACGGAGGCCCCUAAUAAGGUUUUGUAAAAUAUAUAUUCCGAUAAUAUAAGAUGGACAAGCGAACGCGAGGAUAGUGCUACAAGAAGACCAACCUGAAAAAAAUAGCACAGUUUGAGAAACUAUCGUAAUACUGCCCGAGUCUUUAAUAGACAUGCCAAAUGAUGUUAAUUGUAAUAGGUUUUAAUAACAUAACACUGACAAUGUAUUUUAAAAACCGAUGAAAGAAGACACUCGCCACUACAUGUAUGCUUCGAACAAAGUCUAUAUACUGUUUGUCCUAAUAUAAAAUCCCGUCUAGUACGAAAUUAUUCACUGGAUUACUAACAGAAUCACUUAAUCAUCACUCGGGUGAUUAUAACAAAGACGUUAAGACAUCACUAAUGUGUCACAUAAAAUUCCUACAUAGGCAUCAAAGACACUUAGAAGUACAUUGUAUACUGUCUUGCACAAUACUGUUUAUUUGUAAGAUGUACAGUAUCAGCGAUUCCGUAUGUGCGUUAUUUUUCUUUGUUUUCUGUUGUUGUUGUUGUUGCUGCUGCUGCUGUUGUUGUUGUUGCAGCAAUAACAUUGCCAGCAGCCCUUGCAAAUUAUGAGGCUAAUAGAUAUUAUACUUGACGUUAGAAAUAUUAAGAACAACAUAAAUCAUAUGAAUCAAAAUUAGGACUGGAGGGAAUUUAAUUUGUCCUUUUAGAAUUUAAAAAUACUGCAUAGAGCAAUGUGUAUGGUUAUUCUUUGUUAUGAAAGCUAUAGUGUAAUGAUCAAUUACAAUGUGUCCAAGUGGCAAAUAUUUCCUUGAAUACGCAAAAUAUUUCUUAUAAAAUGUCAUGUCAGAAAAAUAAACAAGGCCAUUACUGGGAAGACAUCUCGUAAAAAAAUACUUUUAUUCAAGUACUCCUUUCAUCUAUUUAAAUGUUAAGUUUUAAUUGAUAAUAUAAAGUAUUUGUUGAAAGUAAAUGGAGACUUAACGUUAUUCAUAUCUUCUUAUAUCGACCCAUUGUUUUAUGUAAAAGAGAUAAAAUCGAAAUGAAGGAUUGUUGUAUAUCUUUUUGUGUAUUACAUUGUAAAAUAUGUAAUUGCCGUGGUUCAAUAUCCUGACACGAUAUAACCAUAUUAUAGUUUCAUAUUAGUUUCAUAUGUAAUUAUAUGUCUCCACGUGUUCAUAAAUUUCAUGCUAGAAUAAAUCUAGGACCAAGUUCACAUGUGAAAUGUUGCCUCUGUGUUCAUCCAGAAAAUGAUUAUUUAUGAAAAAUGUAUACACAUGUCAUUAUAUAUGUAUGUAUGGCAUAACUAUAGGUUACGUAUACCAUGAAUAUUUAAAGAUACCCAGUGCCCAUCUUUCAGUACAUGUUUUGUGUUUAGAUAUUUAGAUCUACUUCAACUGUUGAAAAUUCUCAUAAAAUGUAUUCAAUUUUACUUACACAGUUAUAUUUAAAAGAUAAAGUUGAAGAUGUUAGAUUACAAUAUUAAUUUAAUUAAUUAUAUAUUAAUUUAGAAUUGGGCCUAGAGUUGUUUUAUUUUUCUGUGCAUUUACUGUUACAGUAGGCCUAUACGAUGUAGACGAAUGACAUGACAUUUUCCACUUUUUCAAUUUCAAUAUCACGACAAAAUUCUCCACAUUUGAAUUCUAAUAACACGACGUACUUUACCUCUGAAUUUCAAUAUCACCAUUGUUACAAGUUAAGACCCUUUUAGCAUCUUUUGCAUCUUUCAGACCUUACACAUUGUCAAUAUUGAAAGUCUUAUCAUAGUUUAUCAUAUUUUUACUUGAAUCUAAUUAUUCGUGUUAAAUGGGUCAUAUGUUAAUGCAUCGUUUUUUUUGUGAAAAAGACAACUUUAGUCAAUUAAAUGGAAACAGACAACUUUAUUUUUGGCAUUUUAUUUAACAAUUUACUGCAGUCAAAGUCACUAUUUCACAAGAUCUAAAGUUGCGUCAAAUUGUCAAUGGAAAAUUUGACCCUUGGAAGCUUAUAAUCUUACCUAGUUGGCGGAAAAUAACAAAUGUAUAAACUGGUUUGUUACAAUCUACAUCAAUUUUCAACGCUACAUUCUAACCUGUCAUAUAUAGCUCAGUUUUAUGUAUUUAUAUCAUAUAAGUACUAUACACGAAAACUUAUGAUAAUUCUCUGACAAAGUUGAACAUCCAUUGAAGCAGUAUAAUUGUGUUGGGAGUUUUUGUACAUUUAUAUAUUUGGUAUGUUUACUUGUGUGAUGAGAUAUAUUGACAUGUUCAUAUAUUACUUAGACAUAUAGAGCUUCUCUUUUGUUGUAGAGAAAACCAUAUGUUAUCAAAUGAAUUCUUGUUGGGUUGAGUAUCAUUACUCAUAUGUAUAUCUCUUCUGUUCUGAUCUACAUUAAGUAGGGCAGUGCUUUUGAACGUAUUUAACAUAAAAAGGGAGCCUUUGCUGUUGAUGUUGGGACAAGGACCGACUUGUUCAAAUCUUUAUCUACUAAUUUAGCCCUUCCAUGCUUUGUUUGAUUGAUUUUGCCUUUGCAGCCGGUGUAGAUCAUGAUCUACAACUAUUAAGCCAGUAUCAUUUUGGUAAGCACACCUUUCAACAGUUAAUGGUGCUGUCCAAAUACGGAAAUGGACAAGUUCAUUAUAAACAUUUAGCAAGGUAAGGGGUUAAGCUAUCCAGUGAUUAACUUUGUUCUUAUCUGUGUAUGAUAAUACAUAAUAAUUCUAAUUGUAACAAUAUUAUUUGCGAAAAUCAGAGCGGUGCAGGCAUUUUGGACGUUUUGAAAGUUGGAAUUAUGGCAUUGAUAAUAGGGAAAGACUUUUGUUUAGGGACACCAAAAGUAGUCGCAUGUAAUAAACAUAUUAUUCUUUUGUAUUUUUUAUAAUUAGGUGAAGGACCUAUUAUUACGAUAAGCCAAUUCACAUUUUAACCUGUCAAUGUAUGAUAUCCUUAAAUUGUACUUUAUAUUACUGAUUAAUGCCUAUUGUUUGAUAGAUUUUAUAUAGUGGCAUACAUGUUUUACAAUCUGCUCUUUUUUCUUUUUAUAUAUCGAUUUGACAUCUUUCCUUAAUUAUUCAAUUUUCCAUCUGUAUGUUAGAUUCACAUAUUAGUAUCCAGAUCGGUUGUACAGAAAAUUGAAAUUUCUUCAAGUUUCUAGUCAAAAGGCACAAAUUCCUUAUUUAAAAUGAGGAAACAUGAUAAGAAAACCAUAAAUGUUACAAUAGCACAUGCACAAAAUUCACUGUAAGGCCAUACCAAAUUGAUUUGUCGUUCGUCGGAACUACCGCAUCAAUGAUUUCAUUCCCGAGAAAAAGAAAAAAAAAAUUCACCCGCCCGCACGUACAUAAAAAUCGCCGAAAUUUUUUUUUUUUUUUUCUGAUUACGCGGUCCGGAAUGAUAACGGUAAACAGGUUUUAUCGCUGUUUUAAUGCGUCAAAGUGAUAUUGACCGGAAUCCAUGCGUUCGUAAUACAUGUAGCUGAUGACACAAACUCAAAAAGUCAGGAAUUAUGGUGUUGUUCAUCAUUUGUUUUAAAUCUGAAGUGUCUGUGCUAGUGCCACACAUGGCCUUCGAUGUGCCGGUAGGUGAUGAAGUAGGCACGUUCUACGAUUGUUCAAAUUAUACGGUGAAAAGUACAAAGCCGGACUUGUAAGACGUGCACGGCCACGGGGAUUCAAAUUGAAAAUAUUUGGAUUAAACAUAGAAAUAUUGUUCAGAUAAAGUUUUCAAACCAUUUGUUAUUAGUGUGUUUAGUUAAAUAUUUUAGAUCUAGAGCCAAAGCCAGUGCUUUCUUAUAAAAAAAAGUUUGUUCACAGAUCCUGACUGAUCCAUCACAUUAAUUGUCUCGGGCCCAAAUUGUUUUGAACGUAACUUCUUUAGUAUGGCAGUCAGAUAUUCUAUCAAAAUGCAUAUAUUCAUUUUUAAAAAAUGUUUAGCUUUUCAAAUAAGUUGUGUAGAUAUAAAAAAUAAUUUCUGUCGUAUUGUAACCCCAAUUUUCCUGGUUUGAAUAUUAAUUGGCUGUGAAUUGAUUGAAAGAAAGAAUCUGAAAAAAACAGACCUUCCCAACUCAAAAUUUCUUGGUCAAUCAAAGCACAACAAAUAACACUUUUAAUGAGUGGCCAUAUUGGGAUCAUUUUUUGUCCGUCUGUUAUCAUUUUUGACUGAAAUGAACCUCUACCACAAAAACUUAAGCUAAGUUUAUCUGUUAAGAAAUUAUUCCAGUGGAUUCGAGCAAUGUCGAAGCAUUUGUGUGCCCAACUCCGUUUGGUCUCAUUGGUCAAGUGAAUUAUUACUUUCCCCUCACCUCUGCCGUUUGGAGUUUCACUAGGGGCACAAAGUUGCUCAUGUGUCAAAGCCAUCUAACUGGGUUUCGGAAGAUAUGUUAUUCCGCUUGGGUGCCUGUUUUGUCUUAAAUAUUCGUCAUCCUCUGCCGUUAAAUGGGCACGCCUUCAGAUUAAUGUAGAACAAUCAAAAUUAAAAAUAAGACACUCAUCCCUCAGUAAUUAUAAAAACAAAAUAAAAACAAAGUGAUUCAAUGAGUUUUAGCAAGAAUUUAUUUACAAAACCAUUCAUGUAGUCUUUAAAACAUACAGAAAAGCUAUCUACUGUCUUAGACACACUGUAAAUAUUUAAGUUCUGUGUUAUUCUUAAAGAAAUGUUAACUUCAUGUAUAAUCAUAACUGCAAAAAAAAAAAAAAAUACCCGCUCGCUCCAUGUAAAAGCUUCCCGCCUCUGAAAAAAUCAAAAUUGAGAAAAAAAAAAUUCGCUCGCUCGCUCCCAUUUUUUUUGAAAAUUUUCCGAAGAACUAUUAAUCAAUUUGGUAUGGCCUAAGCACACCAAGACUGAAUUUUUUAAUCAGGUAUUAUGAGCUAUUUUAUGGCCAUAAAAAAGCUGUCAAAACGUCUGACUCUAUGUUAAUUUCUAUGUGUGAUAGAUGAGCAAUAAAUAUUCAGUUACCUACAAAAAAUAAUGAUAUUCGUUUUCACUCUAAAUUUGAUUUGUGCUAUGUAUUUUCACAUUUUUUGUAUGUUAUAAUGUCUAUAAAUCUAUUUGUGAUAAAUAAGCAAUAAUUUUUCAAUUACUACUUAAAGACAUCUAAUCGUGAUAUAUGUUUUAUUUCUAACUUUGAAUUGUGCUCUGUAUUUACACAUUUUUGUAUAUUAUAACGUUUGUCAGAUAUUGUGUGGGUGUCUGUUGUAAUAAAACUGGUAUGAAAGAACCU